AUGACGAACACAUUCUGUUGGCUAGUUCUGCUAGCCCUCGGCACCUUUUUGGGCCAAACGUCAGCAGCCCAUACAGCGACGGAAGUAACAAACCAGGAAAUUCGGGAUGCCAUCCUGUCGCUGGUACACUCAUAUAACCAGCUGGACAACAAACUGGAACGUCACGAGCAACGCGAGCGAGCCCACGCCGAGCAGGUCAAGAAGAGUCUGAUUCUGGUGCAGAAGAACUUACGCGCCCUGGAACCACUGCCAGGAAUGAUCGGACGCAUGGAAGGACGCACCGGUGAGAUCGAGACCGCCCUUCUACAGCAUGGAGGAGAAAUCGCCAAAUUUAAUCAACAGCAGGUUGAUGUAAGCCAAACCCUUGAGAGUAUCCUCACCUGGCUGAAGAGCAAUGCUCAAACGCUGGAAUCACGUAGUUCCAUUGGUCGCGACGAUGAUGAGGAAAGCGUUGGAAGCAAGCUGGACGAGGUCGCCGCUACCGUUCGGGAGCUACGCAGAGAGUUGGCUGAGCUGAAGAGUGAUCGAGAUGCUACCGAGGACGUCAACCGGCAGUUGCUGAAGGAAACGGAGAAGCUGGUCAACUCGAAGCUCUCCUCGGCGGACGAGAUCAUCGGGAAGAUGGAGGAGAAGUUGUCCCAGUUCUACCUCACCAGUCCGGUGAUCGCAACCCAGAAUGUAGAGUUCGAGGAUCGCGUCCUGAAGCAGCUGGCGAGCCUGAGCAGCACGAUGGCGGAGAGCGUGACGGCUCGUCCGAACGAAAAGGAGAUGGCCGCAGUCGCAGGAUCCCUGCCCGACAAGCAGUUCAUACAAGGUCUGGUCAACGAAACCCUGGACGCUAUCAACGACAUGCGCCUGGAGGUACUGACCGCGUCCGACAAAAGCUUCACGAAGACGGCGACCCGCAUCAAGGAGAACAACGAGGUGCUGCAGACAUCCGUGGACGAUAUCCUGAAGACACUCACGGAGGAGCUGACGACAGCCGAAGCGUUCCACAACACCGCCAAGCAGCAGUUCACGUCGAUGAACGACACGAUGUCACAGCUGUCGGUGUUCCUGCUAAAGGCAGGCGAGAACAUUCUGGAUGCCAAGCGUGGCAUCGACUACGGUAUCCUGCAGAUCGUGCGCGAGGUAGGUGACGUGGUAAAGACAAGCUCGGGCAACCUGAACACGACCGUUUCGCAACGUUUCGACGCGAUUGGUGAGACGAUCCUGGACAACCAUCAUGGUGCACUGGCCAACCUGAGCUCCAAGAUCGAGACGGAGAUCAGUCAGGUGUGGCGUCAGAUCGGUAUCAUGUAUCAGGAGAUCUCGUCCAGCAAGCAGGCCCUCGACAGGCUUCAGGAGCAGACGGAAACGUACGUCAACGGUACGCUCAACACAAUGGACAGCAUGGAAGGAAAGGUAUCUCUCAUUACCAACCGCAUGAGCGAGGUGGACUCCAACCUCAACUAUCUGCUCGGACGGCUGUCGAUGGUGACGCAGGAGUUCAACCAGAUCAAGCAUGGACUCGGCAAGGCGCUGGACGAGAUCAAGGGCAGCUUCGCCGAGGUGAGCAACCGUGUGCGGGGUCCCGGUCCGCACCGGAUCUCGUCCGACGAGGUCGAGGACGUCCCGAGUCAGGACGCGGCGAACUAGAGCCCUAUCGAUGAUAGGAAGUAUUCAUUAACACGCCAAAAAAAUCAAACUUAAAAACAGAUAACAUCAAGCCGGAACACACUAUUACGCGUGUCUUUUCGUGUAGUAUGUAGCGUUGUGAGGGUUUCCACUUGUCGGAAGAGAGGAAAGGGAGUCCGAUGUCAUUCGGACGAUGGAAGUAUCUUUUCUUAUCCUGUACUAUUUUACUUAUUAGUUUAGCGAUUAACGAGGUGUGCUUAAAGUGUACGUAAGAGGAGAAUUGAAAGUAAGGAAUAAAACAACAGAAACUUGCAAAUGGCUCAUUCGUGCCAGGUAGAUUUUAUCUCCAGUGGCGAGAUGAUAGAAAACAAUGUAUUUUUGCUGAAUACUUAGUGCACAAUAAAGCGUACAAAUUUGGAAUAUUCGUUUGAGUUUUAGAGAAUACUUUUGCAAACAGUGUACGCAAAGUUUAUGGAGGUUUUUUCAAUGUUGUUCUAACGAUUUCACACAUUUCUUGAUCAUAAU
This is a messenger RNA of Anopheles coustani, 2142 nucleotides long. RefSeq lists its product as uncharacterized. Gene Ontology annotation, cellular component: plasma membrane. Bases 1 to 1638 code for a protein of 545 amino acids. The transcript is spliced from 5 exons. The record is from RefSeq and is a predicted model, not a curated record. NCBI's taxonomy places the organism in Eukaryota, Metazoa, Arthropoda, Insecta, Diptera, Culicidae.